UGCAGCAACAAGUAAAUUUUAUUAUUGUAAUACAAAAGGCUAUUUUUAAGUUUUUGAUUUUUCAUUAUUUCUGUUUUUAAAUAAAAAAAAUUUCAUAAGAUAGAGUUACCACAAGUCUUCUCAUUUGUAUAUUUAUGAAUUUUACUAAGUGAAAAUUAAAUUUUUAAAUUUGAUUGUUUUUUUCGAAUUACAAUAAAUUUUUUAAUCAAAAUAUAUGCAAGCAUACUUAUAUAAGGAAAGAGUGCGGUGGUUCCUUAACGGCUUUUCAUUUAAAAAUAUAAUAUAAGAAUAAAAAAAUAGUAAAAAUAAAAUAAAAAAACAAAACUUAAACAGUAAUAAAAAUAAGUAUACAUACAUACACAUACAUAAAGUAAAUACUUAUUUAUGUACAUAUAAUUGUGUAUGUAUAAGAUACAAAGAAUUAUAUAAAAAAAAUUAAAAUUUAAUGCAAGUGUCGAGUGGGUGAAAUUCGUGAUUAGAAAUUAAUUCUAUCAAAUUACUGGAGCUCUUAUUGGAAUUGAAAAUAUAAUAGAAAUAAUGAAUAUGAAGGUAUUUUUAAUAAUAUUGUCACUCGUCAGCUAUUCAAAUUGCGCUGGAAUGCUGAGGCGAACACCAAAAGUGUAUAAUGCUUUAAUAACAACAGAUGAAAAUUUAACACCCAGCAGAGCAUUUCCCGUUAUCCAACCUACAAUACAUGAAACUGGCAUAGCACACUACCCAUAUGGUCCUUAUAAUCCAUACAGGAUAUAUCAUCCACCUAUAGUACAUCUAAAUUCUCCUUUUGAAUCUCGAGAAACAGAAUCUUUUCUCCAACAUCAUCAUCAUCAUCUUCAUCCACAAGGCCCACCUUAUGAAAGUUUGACUCCACCUACAGGUCCUUAUCACCAAAUUGACGGUUCCCCAUAUGAAACAAAUCAAAUUGGAUCUCUACAUGCGCAACAACCUCCAUUACAAAUGCAGCCGGCUCAGAUACCACAACCUCCACCACCACCACCUCAACAACAAAACAAACAUCAUUUAGGCCCGAUUCCUCAACAAGGUUACCCAAGAUUAUACCCCCAACAAUCGCAACUUCCUCAAUUAGAAUCAAAUUUAUCCGAAAUUGAACAAAAACAAGAUCAGCUACCCGUAAUACCAGCUCAAUCAAAUGAAAAACCAUCACCGCCUAGUCCACAACAGCCUCCUAUACCUUUGAAUGAAUUCGGUCUACCACCAAGCUUAAUACCACUACAAACAUAUCAGCCACAUAAUCCACAAUUACCACCAUAUACAUUUAGUACUUAUCCACUAAUAUAUGACCAAUUUAAUCAUUAUCAUCCUGGACAAGAUCAUUAUUUACCACAUUUCGAUUAUUACCCACCUCAUUCAUAUGGAAUACCAAUUCAUCGACCUGGUAAAAAUCGACCAAAAAAUCCGUCAACUUCAACAUCAACUCCAUCAACUGCAGUAAACGAUAUUGACCCAAUUUUAAAUAGUACAGAUUCAGUUGAAAAUAUAACGGAGGCAGUGCCAAAACCACAACGAGAAAAUAACGUACCCUUAGACAAUAUAAAAAAUGGUAUUGAAAAUAAAAAUGCAAAUAUUCCAGAUGUUCCGCCACCACCAUUACCUGCAGGUGCCAAAAAAGCGCAAAGGAUAAUUACACUUUGAGAAUUGGAAGAAUGAAAUUUUAUAUUUCAAUUCUAAAUGUAUAUCUAGCAUUUUUAUUUAUUUUAUAAAAGUAUAUAAAUAUGUUCAUAAUAUACAAACCUACAUACAUAUAUUUAAUUAUUAAGAAAAAUCUUAAAUUUUUUGAUUUUUAAAAGAUUUUAUUUUAUAAUUUAAUUAAGACUAUAAAUUAUAUUAUAAAUAAUUAUGAUGUUUUAAAUGAGGUCUAUAUGAAAAUGUUAUCUAAUAAUAUUUUAAAAAAUAUUUCUAAUUAGGAAACCAAAUUUUUUUUAAACAAAAAAAAAUUAAGAUUAAUUUAUUAUAAAAAUAAAAUUUUAUGAAUAUACAUAUUUAAAACAAAAAAAAAAUAAAGAAAAUAUUAAAAAGUAAAUUUUUCAAAAAUUAUUGAUAUACGAGUA
Molecule: messenger RNA, 2066 nt
Organism: Condylostylus longicornis
Lineage: Eukaryota; Metazoa; Arthropoda; Insecta; Diptera; Dolichopodidae
Exons: 4
Coding region: 538-1650 (370 amino acids)
Source: RefSeq, a predicted model, not a curated record